This is a messenger RNA of Trichomonas vaginalis G3, 513 nucleotides long. RefSeq lists its product as uncharacterized. The record is from RefSeq and is a predicted model, not a curated record. The transcript has a single exon. Bases 1 to 513 code for a protein of 170 amino acids. Lineage: Eukaryota; Parabasalia; Trichomonadida; Trichomonadidae.
AUGUGUGCUUUAAUGAGUGGCAAAUUCUUCUUUUCGAAGAGUUUGCAUCAACCAGAGCUUGAUGAUGUAUGUGAUACAACAAAAUAUAUCGAUUACCAAAGAGAGACAGUUCAGACGUAUGGCCUGGUAACAAAAGGUUUACAGCCUUCUAAAAUACCUAAUAGAACAAUCAUGUUUUUCGGAGGACGUUCAACUAUGGUUGGAUCCCCUUCAAAAACUAGCACAUCUAAAAAAUCUAAGAAAUCAAAAUCAUCGGCAAGUUCUUCUAAAUCCGAGAAGCAUGCAACAUUUGACUUAUCAAAUAAUUCUCCUAUUAAAUCGAACAAUAAUGACCAAACGGAGAUAAGUAAGAUUACAGCACAAGAAGAAAUAGUGUCAUCUGAUGAUGAACAAGUACAGACUUUGCCACAGAAGAUCGAAAAAACUUCGCCACAGCAUGAACACAUGCGUGAUGAUGAUGAAGUUAUCGAUGAUGAAGCAGAUGAUGAAGAUAAUGAUUCUGAUCAAGAGUAA